GUGGACUAUAGUACGACACCGUUUAAUAGAGUCACAGACUCCCAAUGGUAUAUACCGUUUAAAAGAGCUAGAGGAAAAGAGCUAGAGGUAACGUACAAGGUUAUUAUUUACCUCCCUUUCAAGCAAUCCGAUUGUCGAUUGAAGGCUGAAGAAGGCUCAGAAAACUCCCGUUCUCUCCUCCAACCAUGGAAAGCGAAGCUCAAGAGGCCAAUCCAAACAGCAAUAACAACAACGAAGGGUUAGUCGCAGCUUUCUGUGAGAUCACCUCCUCGUCCAGAGAAGAAGCCCUUUUCUUCUUAGAGAGCCACAAUUUCGACCUCGACGCCGCCGUUUCCACCUUCCUCGACGACCCCACCAACAACGACGAAGACGUUGUCCACGCUAACGCAGAAACUGACGCUGUCGUUACGCACCCGACAGUUCCCCCACGCUCCCCGUCGCCACAUUCGGAGCCGGAGUCGCCCGACUACUCUCCCUCGCGGUCGCGGUCCCGAUCGGCGUCCCCGAAGCCGUCUAGGGCUCCGUACGAACUCCGGUCGAAGCGGGGAAAGAGGAAGCAGAAGAAGAACAACAGGUCAUCCCGGAGCCGUAGUACUACACGUGGUAACGUCCGUACGCUCUCCGAUCUGAACCGGUCGGCUCCGGAUGAGUUUGAUAUUAGUGACGACUCCGAUGAGCCUCAGGAGUACUACACCGGUGGCGAGAAGAGUGGAAUGCUGGUCCAAGAUCCUACAAAGCCCAAGGGUAAUGAUGUGGAUACAAUUUUCAAUAGAGCCAGACAGGUUGCUAUUGAAGAACCUGCUGAUCACCUUCGACCAUCUUCAAGCUCAAAAAGUUUCACUGGAACGGCACAAUUACUCUCAGGAGGUACAGUGUCAUCUGCACUUCAGCCACCUGAAGUUGUCAAUCACACUAUCACUUUUUGGAGAAAUGGGUUCUCUGUGGAUAAUGGUCCUUUGCGAAGGUUUGAUGAUCCUGCAAAUGCAUCCUUCUUGGAGAGCAUCAAGGAGUCUGAGUGUCCAGAGGAGCUUGAAGCCCCAGAUAGCAGAACUGCUGUACAUGUUGAUCUUGUGAAGCGGGAUGAAAACUACCCUGAGCCGGCAAAGCGCCGCAUACCUUUUCGGGGAGUAGGAAGAACUUUAGGUAGCACAGCUACCACCCCUGCAACAUCUGAACCCACUGUUGCUGACACUUCCUCUAACAUUACUCCAUUGCCAUCAAUGGGUUUAGUGGUCGAUGAGUCAUUGCCAUCAACUUCUAUUCAGCUAAGAUUGGCUGAUGGUACGCGCAUCGUUUCUCGAUUCAACCUCGACCAUACAAUCAGAGACAUCCACGAUUUUAUUGAUGCAUCAAGACCUGGUGGAGUUGGAACGUACCAACUGCUGACAAUGGGGUUCCCUCCAAAACAACUUGUCGAUCUGGACCAGAUUAUAGACCAGGCCGGCAUUGCCAAUUCAGUUGUCAUCCAGAAGUUCUAGCUGGUUGCAUCGGUGCUAACCUAUUUAGCAUUGAAUUAUCUCACAUACAACCAUGAUAAAGACUUUCUAGUUCAUUGUUGUACAUAAAUUGUUUCGUUAGGGAUUUGAUUCAUAAGCUUUCCCCCCAUUGAAUACA
Juglans microcarpa x Juglans regia is the source of this 1614-nucleotide messenger RNA. Its product is annotated as plant UBX domain-containing protein 3. The transcript has 4 exons. The record is from RefSeq and is a predicted model, not a curated record. Bases 186 to 1478 code for a protein of 430 amino acids. NCBI's taxonomy places the organism in Eukaryota, Viridiplantae, Streptophyta, Magnoliopsida, Fagales, Juglandaceae. Gene Ontology annotation, cellular component: cytosol; nucleus. Gene Ontology annotation, biological process: proteasome-mediated ubiquitin-dependent protein catabolic process; membrane fusion; autophagosome assembly. Gene Ontology annotation, molecular function: ubiquitin binding.